AUGCAUGGUAUCGAUUCUGACGCGCUAGAGAAAUGCAUUGAGUUUAUGUACACCGGCGAACCGAGGGUCACACAGGAGAAUGUGCAGGCUAUAAUUCAUGCCUCGCAUUAUAUACAACAACACGAUCUGCUGGGCGUUUGCUAUCAAUUCCUACAGACUAAUCUAUCAGCUCAGACCUGUCUUACUUCCAUGAAUUUGGCUAAAACUUAUGGCAAUGAACUAGUCAGAAACCAGGCACUAACUUAUUUCAAAGAAAAUCUGGCAACAGUGAUUUCAACGCCGCAGUUUCGUUUUGUGACACUGGUCGAUCUCACUGAGGUGUUACAGGGAAUCAUUGUUACGCACAAUGUAAAGUGGAAAGCUAUUGUCACAUGGAUGCGUGAGAAUACAGACGUCGAUAAUGAAGAUCUUCCCAAUCUCAGGAAAUCAGCAAAAGUAUUCGAUUUCCCUUUCAAAUUUUCACUUUUUAAAGUUUGGCCUGAACGAUUCGUUCAAGAAAACUUAAAAGCGCAGAACAUGUUGCUUCGGAGCUUUUUUGGCAACACAGAAAAUUUUAAUUCCAAUUUAAACGCAGAAAACUGCUAUAUUCUCCGUAAUUUAGCAAAAUCGAAGCAAAUUUCAGAAGAAAAAGUCUUCACGGAGAUCAUUGACCAAUUUCUGAUGAAGAAUUUCAACGACGUCGCCACAAGGGAAGAAUUCUUAGAUUUAUCACAAGAUGACGUUGCCAGAUUUAUAAGUUCCCCGAUAACCGCUGCUUCUGAAAAAGACAAAUGCUGCGCUAUCCUGAAGUGGGCUAAACAUGAUGAAAAGGCGAGAAAGAAAACAUUUCCAAAACUUUUUAAAUUGAUUGAUUUGAAACACAUUCCACGCGGUUUAAUUUGUGAAGUUCUACAGUUGGAGCCGCUUGUAAUGGAGUCAGCAAUUUGUAAAGAUUUGCUGCUGAAUUACUUUAUCAACCAAGACGAUGCGUCGAACGAGUUCAGGCUGCCUUCUUAUCCGUGCAUUCUUACCUUGAAUGGGGAAACCGGCAAAAUAGAAGCGCAUGGGCUACAGACAAAUGUUUCUACGACAUUAUGUAGAGUCCGACAAUACUCGAACCUGAAAUGUUUUGGAAAUGAUAUUUUUGUGUCGUUCAAAGGGCUUUUAUAUCUUCUUCGUUCGGAUGGAAAUUGGGAAAAUGUAAUUGAAGAAAUGCCAACAAAAAAUCAAUUAAACGUUCACAGAAAUUUCACAAAGUUUCGAAACCAAAUCUACAUACACGGGACAGGUUUUUAUGACAUUUCAGCAAAAACGUGGUCGACUGUUGCACCUACGAAGUAUCACUUCGGCCGUUUCUACAACGUUAUUGCGGAUGAGAGGCGCGUUUACAUCACCGGCCAGUCCUCCUCAGGUGGCGACAGAGUGUGCUUACUAAUUUACGAGCCAGAUAACUACAAGUGGGAUCAUUUCACAGAAUCUGAUGUCGGAAUUAGUGACGGGAAUUAUCCAAUCGUUGCGCUACAUGGCGUGGUUUACAUACUAGGCUGCGGCUCUUAUCGAAAAGGAGUUGUUCGUUUCGAUCCACGAUAUAGGAGAAGUGAGAGGAUCGCAGAUAUGUCCCGAUUUAGAUUCGGUUUGACAGCUUGUGUUGUUGAAGGGAAACUUUACGCUGUCGGGGGGGAUUUGGGACCGCAAAAUAAUACGCAGGCUAAACCCCCUGCGGAUACUAUAGAACUGUACGACGAACGAAAAAACAGCUGGGAAGUCGUUCGUAGCAUUACUCCAUCGACGAAAGGUUAUCAAACCUCUGCAUAUCAUCCAAUGUAA
Messenger RNA from Styela clava, 1806 nucleotides. Lineage: Eukaryota; Metazoa; Chordata; Ascidiacea; Stolidobranchia; Styelidae. The record is from RefSeq and is a predicted model, not a curated record.